This is a messenger RNA of Penicillium canescens, 543 nucleotides long. RefSeq names its product mitochondrial ribosome assembly protein RRG9 (gene rrg9). The record is from RefSeq and is a predicted model, not a curated record. NCBI's taxonomy places the organism in Eukaryota, Fungi, Ascomycota, Eurotiomycetes, Eurotiales, Aspergillaceae. Gene Ontology annotation, cellular component: nucleus. Bases 1 to 543 code for a protein of 180 amino acids. The transcript has a single exon.
AUGAAGGGCCAGCAAAGAAAACCAGAGAACGUCCACAAACGAUCGGACAGAGAGCGCAAGGCAUUUCGAACAGAGGCUCGGAAAGAAGCCCAUAAGGAAGCCCGAAAUGACCCCCGGAAGGACUCGCACGGGAACAAAGACGCAAAGCCGAAACCGAAUGGAAAGAAGAAGAAGCCCGAGCCAUGGCAAGUCCAAAAAGCCGCCCUGGAAAAGAAGUUUCCCCAGGGUUGGAAUCCACCCAAGAAGCUUUCUCCUGAUGCGCUCGAUGGAAUCCGUCAUCUACAUGCGAAAGCCCCUGAGCAAUUCACAACGCCUGUUCUCGCACAGGAAUUCGAGGUGUCCCCGGAAGCUAUCCGUCGGAUUCUAAAGAGCAGAUGGCAGCCAUCGGAGGACGAGCAGGAGAGUCGGCGCCAGCGAUGGGAGAAGCGACAUGACCGAAUCUGGAGUCGUAUGGCUGAGCUUGGUCUCCGACCCGAAACCAAGCGUACGAAGCCCAUUUCGGAUGCCAGAGUGUUGUAUGAUGACAAGGGUCGACGGAAGUAG